GGGGCCGCCGGAAACACGGGCUUGUCGAGUGCUUGGUCAUUGAAUCUCCUUGUUGAUGCAUUGCUUGCCUGGCAGCUUUUCAGUACAAAAUGAGCUUACCACCCUAUAAUCCAAACUCCCAAAGCUCUGCAUACCCGAACAUUCUUCCACCGGAUAGAAAUCACCCUCAAUUUCAAGAACAACCUCAACCACAUUCCUACCAAUUUCCUUCUAAUCAGAAUCAACCCUACCCUCCAGCUCAGUAUGGUGUGCCAAUGACGAGACCGGCUGCUGUUGACGAUAAAUCCAACAAAAGAGUUAGAGUCAGCAGAGCUUGUGACUUUUGUCGAAGGAAGAAAGUCAAGUGCGAUGCUCAAGGUCCUGGAAGCAUAUGUACGAACUGCAAAACCUACAAUAGCGAAUGCCACUUCAACGAUAGUGCCAAAAAACGUGGACCGCCAAAAGGUUAUAUCGAGACAUUAGAAAACCGUUUGAAACGUAUGGAACGAAUAUUAGGCAGUCUUGCAGAUACUUCUGAAGGAAGUAAAGAGCAUGCUGGUAGCGAUCCGAAUGACAGUGAACCCGAUAAAAGCAGCCGCGAGUCUUCUCAAGAUCGACAAGUAGAAGAACCUUCAGCGAAACCAGCGUCAAUACAGCCGUCUCCAGAAGUAGACGUCGCACCACAGCCAGUACAAAAAGCAGAAGAACGACGAGGCAGUAAAGAUUAUAUUCCUUAUGCCGAAUACGAGCGAGCAAAAUACAUUGGCGAUGUCUCUGCCAUCCAUAUGUUAACCAAGAAAUACAACAUGGAUGAUCGAUUAUUCGGUAACGAUAUAGGUGCCAAAUUUCAUCGGUUUGGAGAAGACAUUGUUCUCGUCAACGAUAAUAUUGGUGGCGAUAAAGGAUUUGAUCUAUCGACCUUGAUUAAGCAUGGAAAUGUCAAACCAGAAGAAAAGAUUCAUACUGUUGCAGACUGGAUAAGAAUUGUUGCUGGUCUAGACAUGGCUAUGAGCGAUAGAUUGAUGAAAGUGUAUUUCAUUUACAUCCACCCAAUCCUACCUGUCGUCAACAAGAUUAUGUUUUUGAAGCAGUACCGUGGGCAAAUUAAGCCAUUUCCAUCUGCACCACUUUUAUUAGCGAUGUAUGGUGCCGCUGCUCGGUAUUUAGAAGUAGCUAGGCGUCAGGAUAUCAACAAAUUGAUAGACAUUGAUGAAGAUUGGCAACCUCCUGAAAAUUGGUCCGAAAGCCUUUUCGACGAAUUGCGCAAAUUCUUGGUGGGCCAUUACACGCCAUCUAUGUCUACCGUUCAAGCAUUGCUCAUCGCUCAAAAUCAUCGUGCCAGCCUUGACUCAAGAUCUACCAUUGUUUGGCUGAUUUGUGGUCUUGAUAUCCGCAUGGCACAAGAUUUGGGUCUAAAUCGUUCGUCAGAUAAAUGGUUAUUGCCUCAAAACGAGAUUGAAACAAGAAAGCGAGUCUGGUGGUCUAUAUAUAUUGCCGACAAGUGGAAUUCUGCGGCGACAGGCAAGCCGGUUGCUAUCUUUGAUGAGGAUUGUGACGUUGGAUACCCCGAUGAAUAUGCGGAUUGGGAUGAGAUUAUGGAUACUUGGCAAGAAGGAGAUCCUGAUGGUCCUCGAUUUCCCUCCAUACCACCAACUUCGACAACUAGCAAGAACGUGAAGCAACCGUUGUAUCAGCCAUUUGUACAACUUGCCAAGCUGUCCGAAAUCCUUGGUCGUAUCCUUCGUGGACUUUACACGCCUAAAGCUAAGAAAGUCAGCAUGAAGUACGGAAGUGAUGCUAUUGUCACUCUGUUGGAUCACGCCUUGACAGAUUGGCGACAAAAUUUGCCUUCAUCACUGUCCCUCUUCAGACAUGAACGUAAAGCAGAUGUCAAUGCUCGUCAUUCAGUAAGCUUUAUGCCUGGCAUGAUUGCAUUAUGUUAUUAUACAGUUCUGCAGCUACUACACAGGCCUUUCAUUGAGCGCAAUGGUCAUGGUCAGAACAAUGCGAAAUCGUCACUUUCUUCUCUCAGUAUCUGUACGUCGGCAGCUAUACGAUGUAUCAGCAUUGCGGAAAAAAUGAAUUUCCGUGAAUCUAUGCUCUUUUCUUGGAAUUUUGUUGUCUAUCCUGUCUUCUCAUCUUCCAUUAUUCACGUCUACAAUGCCAACAGUGACGAUGAAAAAGUACGAGAAACAGCCAAGAUUAAUCUUAAAAAGUCCACUAACGUGUUUAAACGACUACAAACCAUUACCGCCAAUGCAGAAGUUAUCUAUAACAUUUUUGUGAAAGUUCUCAACAUUCAAGAGAUCGAUAUCAGCAACGUGCAAGAAGAUCAGCAGAAGAGUUCAUCCAAAAAACCAAUUGCAGCAGCUAACACGGAUGGCAACCGACAAAAUAGAAAAGAAUCUAUGGAGAACAUGAACUCUGGGCGAAUGGCAAAUCUUUCCGAUGUUGGUAGAGGGCAAACACCUCGAAGAGAUAAACGAUCUGGAAGUAUUGCUUCUGUUUCUUCGCCCGACCAUGACAGACUCUCACCUGUAGCAUCGGCCGAGAUAGCUGGCACCGGGCGACCCAAAGCAGUCAUGACCAUGCAGAGCAGCAAUGCUAGUAAUGGUGGCGAGAAUUCAGCUGCAUCCUCUCCUUCAUCCCCCUCUAGCAAUGAGGCGUAUUCGUUACGACAAUUUGGAUUGACCAUGGAUCAAUUAUUCGAUCACAUUCAACAAAACAAUAGUGGACAAGGGCCAUCCAUGUUUGUUCCUGAGUCAUCGUCGGGGCUUAUACCGAAUAAUAACGGAAACUCUUACGUUGCCCAAGCUAAUGAGCUUGUCAACCUCAUCAACACCCCGUUUUCUGAUUCGGAUCUCAUGUUCGGUCCAUCCGUCUCGUUUUUUCCUUCACUUAACCCUACUACUACGGCGCCAACGCCGGCUCCUCAACCACAACAGCCUGCACUAUCAAAUCAGCCUGACCAGCAGCAGAUGGCAGAUCAAAGCAUGUUUCGACAUCGACCAGAAAAUCCUUUCUGGUCUGUACCAACUAGUUUAGACUUUGAUGCCUGGAAUACAUACUAUCAGCAACGACAAAGCGAAUCAGGCUCUUUGCAGAUGAUGAAUUCAAACAAUAACGACUCUAAUAUGUGGCAAUAAGGCCAUUCUAAAAAUAUUUCUAUUGUGUAAAUACGACCAGUAUUGACUCCCGUCUCUAUUAAACCUUUAGUAAUUGGGUUCAUUUUUGCUAUUCUUCAAAUUCAAUUUUUAAUGUGAGUAUCCAAGUUAAAGAGCGAAAGCGAGAAGACAAAAAGUAUG
Messenger RNA from Umbelopsis ramanniana AG, 3284 nucleotides. RefSeq lists its product as uncharacterized. The record is from RefSeq and is a predicted model, not a curated record. The transcript has 9 exons. Gene Ontology annotation, molecular function: DNA-binding transcription factor activity, RNA polymerase II-specific; DNA binding; zinc ion binding. Lineage: Eukaryota; Fungi; Mucoromycota; Umbelopsidomycetes; Umbelopsidales; Umbelopsidaceae. Gene Ontology annotation, biological process: regulation of DNA-templated transcription; DNA-templated transcription. Bases 90 to 3125 code for a protein of 1011 amino acids.